This is a messenger RNA of Symbiodinium pilosum, 1458 nucleotides long. The record is from the annotation of a GenBank genome assembly. NCBI's taxonomy places the organism in Eukaryota, Dinophyceae, Suessiales, Symbiodiniaceae.
AUGGUGGACUCCAAUUCCCUUGCAGCUAUGGCUGCAAAUAUGCAGGUGAAAAACACGUUCCUGGACUUUGACGCCUUUGAUGACAUGGACCUUGGCAGCCAUAUCUCUCGGAGACAGAUUUCGGAGCCGGCAGCAAUGCUGACAAGGCAGCUGACUGUUCUGCAAGAGCAAGCACAGCAGCUCCAGCAGGCGCAGCAACAGGCGCAGCAGCAAGUUCUGCAGGCCCAGCAGAUCCAGCAGCAAGCUCAACAUGCUCAACAUGCUCAGCAGGUGCAGGCUUUAGCGCAAUCGCAGAUGGCAAGUUUUCCAGCGCCGGAACAGGGCAUGGGAGCUGCCGGAACGGAACAGCGAAUGCCUCGAAUGCUGACAGGAGAGCCAGACGAAACCCCGCCAAACGCGCCAAACCCCAUGGGCCAGAUGUUCUCCGGGAUGCCUUUCUUCUUUCCUCCUGGGUCGCUCCCGCCAGAAGUGAUGGCAAUGUCCGCCCCCUACGCGGGCAGCAUGAUGAUGCCCGCGGGCGUGAUGGAGACAGAGGGGGGUCUCGGUCUGCCUAUCCAAUACACUCUGGUGCAACCAGGCCAGCAAGGAAAGGAUUCCGGACACCUCCCACAGAUGGGGAUGCAAAUGCCUCAGGCCUACAGUCCCAACAACAUCGACGGCCGCGGAUAUCGCAGUCCGCAGGGGCCUGGGUUGCAAGAAGGAAAGGGCAUGGGCGGCAAGGGCGCGCCGAUGAAUGACACGAAGAUGGCGGAUGCAGCUCAAAGAGCUGGCAACUCGCCGAAACCUCCGUCAAACGGGCCAAUCCCUGCUGAUUGGCAAAGUGUCACAACCGUCAUGUUGCGCAACCUGCCGAACAAGUACAGCCAGCAAAUGCUCUUAGAGGAGCUCAAUCAAUCGGGCUUUGCUGGUGGCUAUGACUUCAUGUAUCUUCCCAUCGACCCAGAGACUCACGCAAACCGUGGCUAUGCAUUCAUCAAUUUUGUUUCACCCGACUUCGCAUGGCUGGCAAGAACUACCUAUGAGGGGCAGAAGAUGGGCAAGUUCAAUUCUGAGAAGCUUGUCUCAGUGGUGCCAGCCGCGCUUCAGGGCUUCGAGGCCAACUACUCCCACUACUCCACAGCCAGGGUGAACCGCGGGCCAGCAGAAACCAGGCCUGUCUUCCUUCGCGAGUCAUCUAUGCCAAGAACCAAGCCAGAGCGGAAGCGUGGUGGCCGCCGGAACCAGGGCAGCUUGAUUGAUAUGGCGGCCCGGAACCUCCACAAGAAAGACGCUCCCGAACCUCAGAACCAGGACCAGGGGUUCUAUGUGGGCAUGCCAAGCCCCAAAGGAGCAGAAAAAGAUUCGCAGGAGCAAGUGCGGUACUGUCCAAGUUGUGGUGGCAAAGCACAGAUCGACUUCCGCUUCUGCCAGUUUUGCGGCACGCCUCUAGCUCACAGUGAAACUGUGUGGGGAGCAUGA